AUGGGUAAAGGCAAAGGCAAAGUCGCCAAGCGCGCUGAAAAGUCGGCCAAAAAAGUCGCAAAGAAGGCAGCAAAGCGGGCAGCGCGCGAAGCCGCAGGAACCCUCCCAAAGCCAAGGUCGGCCGACGAUGGUCCUAGACCAAUGAAGAAGGCGAAAGUCCGAAGACCUCUUCUAUCUGGAAUGAAUCUGGACGAUCUUCCAGAAUUACCCACCCCGGCUGUGAAAGCGACUGAAGCUUUGAAGCAUGUCAAGUGGACGGCACUGUUUAAGAAACAUCUGGGGAUUCUUGAAGCGCAUGUCAAGGCUUUGGAUCGGGUGAUGCAGAGCUUGAAGUCUUAUAUGGCGAGUUUAGAGCCACAGGAGAGGGAGUUGUGGGAGUGUGGAGAGAAGGGAAAUUGGAAGAAUAUAUGUGGGUUGAUGGAUAGGGCGAGGGAGACGGUUGUUAGUGGAAGGAUUGCGGCAACUGGCAUGCUACCAGAGGAGGCAUUGAGGGAUAAGAAAGGUCUUGGAAUUAAGGGCUUCACUUUUGAACCACUAUUACCGAAGAUUGAGCAGCGAGCUAGGGAACUUGGGAAAGAUCCAAAUGCCAAAUACACAUUGCCGAAUGGGAUGGAAAAUACGGGUCAUGGUGGCAAUCGCAAGUUGGAGGACUCAUCAAGUUCCGCCGACGACUCGGAUUCUAGUUCUAGUUCAAGCGAUGAAAGCGACUCGGACACUGACCCCGCCUCCGAGAAAUCUAGCGAACUCCAAGAAGAUGCUACGGCUAAGCAAGCUGCCGGAGAUAAAGACACAGAGGGAAGUGGUUCCGAGGAAGUCGAAAGCAACCAGUAUUUUGUCAUUGAUACCAACCCAACCCCUGUGAAUCUUAAUGGCAAUGUACUCGAAUCCAAGAAGAAGAGCAAAAAGCGGGCGAACGAUGAGGGAGAAGGAGAGUCGACAAAGAAAGCCAAAAAAUCGAAAAAGGAGCAGCAGAUCAUUGUUCCGACCGAGCCAGCUCCGGAGCCAGAGACGUCUACAAUCAAAGUUCCUUCACUCAAAGACGAUGAUCCAGCCCAGGACGCCGAUACCAAAACUGAUAAGAAGUCCAAGAAAAGGCAAGCCAAGGAUGAAGAGAGUGAAGGCAAAAAGUCAAAGAAAACCAAGAAAGACAAGGCCCUAGCUGUAAACCCCGAGACAACUGAGCAAGCGACUUCUACGGUAGAUUUUACCGCCAUUCAGGCCCAAUUACAAGCAGAAGUCGACGAAGGCGUAAAGGCCAAGGAGGCACAACAUGCGGAAGCGGUGGAGAAGAAGGAUAAGAAGCGGCGACGAAGCUCUGAUGGCGAGGAGAAGCUGGGGAAGAAGGCCAAGAAAACGAAAGAGGAUACUGAAGAUAAGAAUGAUAAGGGGACGAAGGAGAAAAUAGAGAAGAAGGAUAAGAAGCGGAAGGCAGACGGGGAAGAGGUGGAGGUAGUGGAAAAGAAAAAGAAGCGGAAGGAAGCUUGA
Messenger RNA from Venustampulla echinocandica, 1485 nucleotides. RefSeq lists its product as uncharacterized. NCBI's taxonomy places the organism in Eukaryota, Fungi, Ascomycota, Leotiomycetes, Helotiales, Pleuroascaceae. The transcript is spliced from 2 exons. The coding region runs from base 1 to 1485 and encodes 494 amino acids. The record is from RefSeq and is a predicted model, not a curated record.